AUUCAAAAUAUUUAUCUCCUAAGAUAAAAAUGGUUUGUAUUGACAGUGUUUGUGUUCACAGUAGAAAUGAACAAUAUACAAAAAAUCGAAGCAGUUCAGGCAGUUAUUGCAAUUUUAUUGCCUAACUAUGGAACAUUUCUAUUUUAUUUUCAAUUCCAUAUGAACAAUGAUGAGAUCUACAAUGACCUCACUGUACCUUCGUGGACCCCAUCUUAUAGGACUUUCAAACUCAUAUGGACUUGUUUCUACUGCAUUAUAGGCUUAGCAUCGUUUCUUGUGUUCAAGGAGAUAAGCUUGGUUGGCAAUCAAGCUGUAUCCAAAGCUUCAAAGGUUAUUUUAAUAAUAUUUUACUCCAUACACGUACCUGCAUGCUGGGCAUGGUUACCACUUCUUGGAGGUCUGAAGAAUAUAGGAGGGGCAGUAACUGUCCUCCUACUAGCAGGCUCUACCGCCACUACGAUUACACCCCUAGUGUGGUAUGUCAACAAAAUAGCAGCAGUUCUAUUCCUUCCUCAUAUAGCAUGGAUAAUAUUUUUAAUAACAUGGACUUUGCAAGUGUCCUGAAUAAAUCUGUAGUACUGGUGGAUAACUAUAUUAAAUG
Messenger RNA from Phaedon cochleariae (mustard beetle), 601 nucleotides. NCBI's taxonomy places the organism in Eukaryota, Metazoa, Arthropoda, Insecta, Coleoptera, Chrysomelidae. The record is from the annotation of a GenBank genome assembly.